Notodromas monacha is the source of this 1060-nucleotide messenger RNA. Lineage: Eukaryota; Metazoa; Arthropoda; Ostracoda; Podocopida; Cyprididae. The record is from the annotation of a GenBank genome assembly.
GGAUCCCAACCAUUUUCAGAGGAUGAAACAAAUGUAGCUUUGCACUAACUUUGAAUGACAUCAGAAAAUCCAUGUUAUGCCAGUAUUACGGCAAUUAAUCUUAUCUACGUAUCGAAAUCGAUUCCAUAGAAAUCCUCGAAAAGGCGGAUUUAUAAUGGGACCUUCAACCGGUCGCCAUUAUGUCAACAAUAAGUGGCCGUUAUUUGCAUUAGCAGUGCUGGCCAUUUUUUGCUUCAACUCGGCCAGUGCACAAUUAGGCAAAACAACUCAGUGCUGGGAGUGUGAAGGCAAUGCUUGCAAUCCACUGGGACGUAAACGCGCUUGCAACUUCGAUUAUUGCGUCGAAACCUAUCAUGACGACAGCAGGACCCAGCUGUUGCGUCGAGGCUGUGGCAACUUUUAUGGCCCGGGCUGCGUGUGGGACAAUGGCGAGUACCACUGCUUCUGCAUCGGCGACCUCUGCAACCGGCGCCUCGAACGCACCAAUGAAAUGGCGCCGCCGACCUGCUUUGACCUGAUCCGCUCCUUCCUCAUGGGGCCUGGCGGACUCCUGCUGAUGGCCCUGCUCCUGGCUGCGAUUUUGGCGGCUCUGGUCGUCCUCUUCCACUCGUGUCCAGAGCCCGAGAAGCUGAAUAUGCGACAGUGUCGAGAGCGGGAAGCUGCCAAGGCCAAGGCCGCCAAAAAGUCUCUGGACGAUGGCGUGACUGAAAUUGAGUGGAGUGGAACCCCAACGGAUGCGUUGGCGCCGAAUGGAUGUUCUCAAGGCCAGUCACGAGAUCCGGAGCAACCAGCACGCAAGGGAGAAAUAGGAUUGCCUCGCUGGGCCUCUGAGGCUCUGACCCACAGGCCUCAAGAGACAACCAGCAGAAGAAGGAAUUUCCAAUUGUUCCGUGACAUGGCUCAAGUAGCGGUUGUCGUUUUAGUGGUAGAGUGCUUCUUUGGCAGCAAGGAGCGGCUUGUUGUUGGACUCGAUGACGUUCAUGUCUGCAGAGGUGGAGGUGGAAGUUGUAUUGGGAGACCGGACUGGGCUGAGAUCCUGUGCUUGUUUUGGGUGUGCUAG